Molecule: messenger RNA, 2842 nt
Organism: Epinephelus lanceolatus (giant grouper)
Lineage: Eukaryota; Metazoa; Chordata; Actinopteri; Perciformes; Serranidae
Gene: fkbp8
Product: FKBP prolyl isomerase 8
Biological process (GO): protein folding; negative regulation of apoptotic process
Cellular component (GO): mitochondrial envelope; membrane; endomembrane system
Molecular function (GO): peptidyl-prolyl cis-trans isomerase activity; protein folding chaperone; protein binding
Source: RefSeq, a predicted model, not a curated record
GCUGCGAAGUCAGUUUGAUGUUGUAUAUACAGCAACAUACCCGGGCCCCACUGCUCUCGUGUUCCCCAACGGCAAACCGACUUCAUCAGUGUAACCUGGAGGGGGAGCUCGUCCGGGGAUCAAAACAACCCUCUGCAGAUAGUGUUUGAAGUAUUCCACUAAUGGCUGAAAAAGAGGAGACACUGGACGCAUCUGAAAGCUAUGACAGUGCGGCACCAGCGAAGAAGACCGGACGGACCUCGUUGCUGGACAGCGGGGAGGACUUUGAGGUUUUAGAUGAAGAAGACAUUGACGAUGAGCCCCCUCCUCUGGAGGAUGCAGGUGGUGGGAAGGGGAAGAACACUGCUGAGCCUGAAAAGAAAAAUGCAGACACAGAUUCAGAGCCUCCAGGUCAAGUGGAUGAAUGGCUGGAUGUGUUAGGUAAUGACCAGCUGAAGAAAAAAGUCCUGGAGGCAGGGGAAGGGCGAGACAGUCGGCCACAGAAAGGACAGAAUGUAAAGAUACAUCUCAAAACAUGCCUGAGGGAUGGGACACUUGUAGAGGAGCAGCCUGACCUCUCCUUCACCCUCGGAGACGGAGAUGUCAUCCAGGCUCUGGAUCUCACAGUUCAGCUCAUGGAAAUGGGAGAAUUGGCCUUAAUCGAGUCUGAUGCAAAAUAUGCAUAUGGUGCCCGAGGGAGUCUUGAACCCGAGGUCCCCCCCAACGCUGAGCUGUCCCUCGAAGUGAAACUGUUGGAAGCCACUGAUGCUCCAGAUCUGGAGCUGCUGCCCCCCACUGAAAAGAUUGCCCUGGCCAGCCAUAAGAGGGAGCGAGGCAAUGUUCAUUAUCAGCGUGGGGACUAUGCUUUUGCUGUCAACUCGUACAGCAUUGCCCUGCAGAUAACGGAGUCUAGCUCUAAAGUUGACAUUACUCCUGAGGAGGAGAAUGAGCUGAUGGAUGUGAGAGUGAAGUGUUUAAACAACAUGGCUGCCUCUCAGCUGAAACUGGACCACUAUGAAGCAGCACUUAAAUCUUGUGUCUCAGCACUGGAACACCAGCCAGACAACAUAAAAGCACUUUUCCGCAUGGGCAAGGUACUAGCCUUGCAAGGUGAAUACACAGAAGCCAUUCAAACUCUGAGGAAGGCGCUGAAGUUGGAACCAAGCAACAAGACUAUCCACGCAGAGCUCUCCAAGCUGGUGAAGAAACACUCAGAGCAAAGAGGAGCGGAGCAGGCCAUGUAUAAGAAGAUGCUGGGAAACCCCACCAGUGGCAGCAGCACACAGAAACACCGAGCCAAGUCUUCAUGGGGUCUCAGCUGGAAAUGGUUAUUUGGUGCCACCGCAGUCGCCAUUGGUGGUGUAGCGUUAUCCGUCGUCAUAGCUGCUAGAAAUUGAAUCAAGCCUGCGAUGAGCCUGACUAAGCCCCUGCAAUGUGAGCCGAAACACAGAAGCACAUCUGGCAGUGCCUUCUGACCGUUGGUCAGAGGCAGGGAAAGGGGGUGGAAAUGUCAGCCGGUCAGUUGCCUCGUCACUGUCACUCUCCCUUCUCUGCUAUGUUUGAGAACUACAUGUGACAAAUAAUAAAACAUCACUAUUUGCAUAUGGGAACUGUAUUUCCAACCUUGUACAUGUGUAGGAUUAUGCAUAUCUGUCAUGUUGCCAGACACUGUUUUUAUUUGCUGCCGUUGUUUUUGUCUUUGGUAGUUCACGUUGAUUAUUUGAGCGUUGAAAUGUAAAAUAAUUUACUAUACAUUCAGAUAGGAGCUAUUUAAGAAUAUUUUUCCCACUAAGAAUAGCUAUUGUGAUUAUGGUCCUAUGUUAAGCUAUCAUUUUAAAGCGUCAGGUUGCGCACUUAAAUUUCCUGUCAAAGAUAUUAUGUGAUUUCACUUUGUUUUUAUGAUCCUGCAAUGUCUGCUGAUGUAACGCAGCUGCUUUAUUAUUUAAGGUCCACAUGUUUGCAAGGUAUCUGGCUUCUGUGCUCGCCCUCACACCCUUUCUAGAGACUCUACUCAUACACUAAGUGACCAGAAAAAUAGGAACACCUGUGCAAUGUAACAGUUUCUGUUGUGUGUCGAGACGGUUCUGUGGUGCAUAUUGAGGCUGGAGUUUGUUGUGAUGUUUUACUUAAAUUCCUAAAAUUGUAUCCACCUCAUUAACAUGUAUAAAAAAAAUCCACUACCUAAUGCAAUUAAAUAAAACAAAGUAAACUCCAGCCUCACAGAGUACCAUGGAAUUGAUGACACAGUGGCAAUAAACACAUGAUAACAUUUGACAAAGGUGGUACAUACACGACUUUGUGUUGUAUUGCAGUUUAAUGCCAGCGCGUUCUUUAUUCUUGGUCAUUUGUGUAUACAUACAUUAAAGCAGCAGCUAGAGUAGAUGUAUCUGCUUUCCAACAAUUGUUAAAUUACAAAUUCCUUGCCAAGAAAGGUGCAGUUAUUACCUUUAAAACAAGGACAGACAAUGGUACAUGUAGUUUCUCAGUGAUGUGGCUGCGACUAAUGCUGAAGUACAUUUUUUUAAUUCAAUUUCAGUCAGUUAUACCUCAACUUUUGAUGAUAAAGACCAAAUGUUGAAGGAUGACCCUUCAGGUACAAUGUUGGGUGUGUAUGUGUACAUUGUUUUGCCUGUGAAGUUUCCCUUAGUUGAUGUUGCUUUGGGUGUUUAUCCACUGGUUUUUGCUUUUCUUACAUAAUAAAUCUGUGGGUCCCCUUAGAGUGGACGGUACUGCAGGCCUGAGGAGCCAAAAGAUACAUAACCUUUGAACAUUUGACAAAUGAAGUGGUCGUGGAAGUUCCCAGCAUUCCCUGUAUUUGUUAAUUUUAUAUUCAUCACAAUAAAAUGUGUCUGUUGUCAAACUA